Messenger RNA from Homalodisca vitripennis (glassy-winged sharpshooter), 1239 nucleotides. RefSeq lists its product as uncharacterized. NCBI's taxonomy places the organism in Eukaryota, Metazoa, Arthropoda, Insecta, Hemiptera, Cicadellidae. Gene Ontology annotation, molecular function: catalytic activity. The coding region runs from base 1 to 1239 and encodes 412 amino acids. The transcript has a single exon. The record is from RefSeq and is a predicted model, not a curated record.
AUGCGCUCCCUCAACACUGGAUUUGAUGAACUCCAUGCCCUUGUGCAAGAUUUCGAUUUUGAGGUCAUUGGUGUCACUGAGACAUGGCUUGACCCUUAUACUCCUUCUCUCAGUUACGAGAUGCCGGGUUACACUUUUUUGAGAGCUGACCGCAGUCCGCAGCCUGGUGGUGGCGUUGCCGUUUACAUCAAGGACUGUCUUAGAUUUGAGCGAGUCGAGCUGGCCGAAGUUGACCCUAGUAUUGAACACAUUUCGCUUAUUGUCAGAAUGAGAGAGUGUAAACUAGGGGUUGCCAUCGUCUACAGACCGCCUGAUGUGAACUACACUUGCCUAAAAUCUCUGUUCCAGUCUUUUUUUGUGGACAUGGCUGUUGAGGUUAACUCUGACGUCUGUUUGGGUGACAUCAACGUUGAUCUGAUGUCCAAUACCUGCAGUGCUGCUGGCUACCUUCGUCGUCUGAUUAAGUCUCACAACGUUGUACAGCAUAUCAGUGAGCCGACUAGAGUGACAAGCACUUCAGAAACACUGAUUGAUCAUCUGAUUGCUGACAAAGCUACCAAAGUAGAAAAGUGUGGAGUUAUAGACACAUCAAGUAUUAUUGAUCAUCGAGGAUUGAGAAUAACAGACCAUAGACUCAUAUAUUGUGACUUAAGAUUCGAACAAGAGAAGACUCAGGCUAAGUUGAUAAGGUACAGAGAUUACUCCAAAUUUAAUCUGAAUGAAACAUUGGCAAUGGCUGCUGAAGUGGAUUGGAAUAGAGUAUGUGAUCUCAGCGGUGUUGAUGAUAUAGAAUAUUUCAUAGCUUCCAACGUUAAAAGCAUUUUUGACAAACAUGGUCCAAUUGUUACUAAAAGAGUAACAAAAAAUAAGGCCCCCUGGAGAACCCGAGAAGUUAUAGAACUCACAAAAUUGAAAACCAGGUUGAAGAGGCAGUUUCUUAGGAAUCAGAAUGAUGCUAACUGGUCAGAAUAUAAAAGAGUCAGAAACACACUGAAUAGUGCUAUAAGAUCGGCAAAGAAGAGAUAUUUUGAAGAUAAACUGGCCAAUUGUAGAGACUCCAGUAUUUUCUGGAAAUGCUUACGGCAGAAUGGUAUAGUGGGGUCAAAAGAUCAAAAACUGCCUCCAAACAUGAAUACUAAUGAUAUAAACAAGUACUUCACAGAGAUGGGCACGUCUUGCGAACCUGAUGAAGCAUUGGAGCAGUUUUAUGAUACGAACAGAAAGGGUAGGACUAACUAA